Blumeria graminis f. sp. triticale is the source of this 2703-nucleotide messenger RNA. Lineage: Eukaryota; Fungi; Ascomycota; Leotiomycetes; Helotiales; Erysiphaceae. The record is from the annotation of a GenBank genome assembly.
AUGUUUUUUCGUUCUUCACUACUAAACACUCAGCUUGAUGUCCAUGAUCUAAAAUCAAUAGCUUUAAGCACUUACAGAGUGCAGCGUUGGAUUUCUAUCAAGCAGAGACCUGAUCUAGCCCCUCAUGUGCUACUAAACGGCUGGUCCCUCUCUAAAUUCCCUGAAAAACUAACGUGUUUACCUAACAUUCAUUUUAAAACUUCCCCAAGAAUGUUAGGGCGAGCUGUAAAGGAAUUUAACCCGCCCAAUCCGAAACGCGACGUGUGUAAGGAAUUGUUUUCCUCUAAUGGUCUAGUAAAAGACAGAGAUAUUGGAGUGGAGCUUCAGAAACCUCGUGAACCGACACUGCUACAUACUAGUCUGCCAAGCUAUCAAAAAACCUCAUCUUCUCAAACCAAUUAUAUACCAAACGGAGGCCUGAUCACAAAUCAGAAACGUCCUUUAGCCCAGUCAAACUCACUUACCAAGCCAUCAACUAGCACAUCUAAAGGUCUUUAUUCGGUUCUCUGUAAGCCAGAUCCAUUCGAAGAAGCACAAGAAAAGAUUGAUGCAAACCACAUGAGCUCAAUAAGUACUAGCUUCAACAAACACUUAGUAGAGUUCAAUGAAGAAGAUUUUGAUGACGAUGCCGACCUUGACCUUGACUGUGGCCCCUUACGGUCUACUUCACAACUUCAACCAAAUGUUACAAAUGAGUUACCCACCUCAACACAUGACACGCUAAAUAUGGCUAAAGCUAUAUCGUUCUCUUCAAAUCAUCAACCCAGCAGCGCUAUCAGCUGGCCCUCCUCAUCGCCUUCACACAAAUUAACUCCACCUGGUGUUAAAAAUGGACAGAAAAGGGCAGCACAUUCAAAUAUUGAAGAUUCAUCUCAUCGAGCAUCUCGAUCUUCCAAGAGAAGAACUCUUCCUUGGAUCCCAGAAGAUACAUUAGGUGAAAUUUCAUCAAUAAGUGAUAAUCCUGAAAUAUUUUCCUCAUCCGGCACUCUAAAGGAUACUUCUUUCACAAAACAACCAAAUUCUAAUCAGGCCUCUCCCAAUUCUGGGGAUUUUGCCGCAUCUGAAGAAGUCUCAGAAAAAGAACAGAAGAUAGACCCACAAAAAAAAUCUAGUAGAAUCAUGCCCUGGAACACUACCGAAAGUAUGGUUAAAGAAACAAAGACGAUAUUUAAAAAUGCGCGUAAAGCAUCCAAGAGAGUCGGUAGGAAGUCAGGAGAUAAUAUAGAUGACCAACCGAUCACGACGAAGCCAGUCGUGGCCCCAUUCUCCUUGAGUGAAGAGCAGAAAAGAGUUUUAAAUUUAGUUGUCAAUAAAUCUAAGAGUGUUUUUUUUACUGGAUCUGCUGGAACUGGAAAAUCUAUCCUGAUGCGCGCAAUAAUAACCGAAUUAAAGAAAAAAUAUUGCAGAGAAAACGAUCGCGUUGCGGUCACCGCAUCAACGGGGCUUGCAGCUUGCAAUAUUGGAGGUGUAACCUUGCACAGCUUUGGUGGAAUUGGGCUUGGAAAAGAGGAUGUGGCAGCUCUUGUAAGAAGAAUAAAAAAAAACCCCAAAGCAAGGAGUCGAUGGAUUAGAACUAAAAUUCUUAUAAUUGAUGAAAUUUCUAUGGUCGACGGUGAACUUUUCGAUAAAUUAGAGGGUGUUGCCCGUGCGAUGCGCAACAAUGGCCGCCCGUUUGGCGGUAUUCAGCUCGUUAUAACCGGAGACUUCUUUCAAUUACCACCUGUUCCUGAACGUGAUGAUAAUUCCAGGGCCGUGAAAUUUGCUUUUGAUGCAAGCACAUGGUCAACAACUAUCGAUUACACAAUUGGCCUUACCCAAGUUUUCCGUCAGAAAGAUCCCAUGUUUGCUAAUAUGCUAAAUGAGAUGCGCAUCGGUAAAAUAACUGAUGAAACUGUAACAGCUUUCCAGAAAUUAAACCGACCCGUGUCAGAUCAAGGCCUAGAAGCAACUGAGCUGUUUCCGACCCGUCAUGAAGUUGACAAAGCUAAUGCAACCCGAAUUGGUAAUUUGGGUGGAACUAGCUAUAAAUACGUAUCACAGGACGGUGGAGCUAUAAAAGACCCAAAAUCACUCGAAAGACUGCUGUCAAACAUGAUGGCUCCUAAAGUUCUAGAACUGAAGAAAGGUGCUCAAGUUAUGUUGAUCAAAAACAUGGAUGAGAGUCUAGUUAACGGCACUCUCGGAAAAGUCCAAAGUUUUAUGAGCGAGAAAGAUUUUAAACAUUUGGAAGAUAUCGAGGGAGGACUUGAUGCUCUUGAAUAUGAGAGUGAGAAUGAUGCUGGCGGUAAACCCCGAAUAUCUACCAACGGAGUUUCCACGACAGGAUCGGGAAGAUUGUACCCGUAUGUCUCGUUCAAAUUAGCAGACGGUACCAAAAGAAUGAUGCUCAUUCUUCCCGAAGAGUGGAAAGUAGAACUACCGAAUGGCGAAGUUCAAGCACAAAGGUCCCAGGUACCCCUAAUUCUUGCAUGGGCAUUAUCUAUUCACAAAGCACAAGGCCAAACAUUAGAGAGGGUAAAGAUUGACUUGAAGAAAAUAUUUGAAAAAGGCCAGGCGUAUGUUGCUCUGAGUCGUGCGACGAGCCAAGCCGGUCUACAGGUUCUAAACUUCGAUAAAGUUAAGGUCAAUGCCCACCCAAGAGUUGCACAAUUCUACAACAACUUGUAUGAAUCUAAUCAGGCUCUAAAAGAUUCAAUCACCUAG